AUGGUGACCUUGGAGAUGUUGGACUCCGAUUCCAAUCAAGUGGCAACACCAGCCACGGUAAUACCACCACCAUUAAUACCAGCAACCCCAGACUUCAUGGGCAUACCUGUUGAGCUGCGAGAGAAGAUCAUCGGCUACAUUAUCGAGAACGCGCGAGUGCCUCCAAAAGAGCCUCAUGAAUGGUCUAUAGGAGAUGGCACGGAACUACUGAAAUGGGACUUCAGUGUCAACGCGCUAGGAUCUAGAUGCCACUCUAUGGAAUCGUUCCCCAUCAUCUUUGUCAACAAGCAGGUUCAUCUCGAGUCUCUCGCCGUUCUAUACCGUCUCAGCACCGUAGUUCUUUACGCAGAAGUCACCAACGACACAUCGGCCUUUGGCUACAUCCCCUCUAUGCUAGGUCACAUCUCCCCGUCGCUCACGGCCAACGUCCGAGCACUGACUGUCAGGCUCUACAACGUCGCACCUCCUUCCAAGCCCGGAUUCGAUAACAAGAGAUCCUGCGACCGAGUUCGACUUCGAGAUGCGGAGGAGAGCUCCGCGAAGGCACAUCUUCAGGAGCUCGUUGACUUUAUCAAUAAAGAGUUCACGCAGCGUAGCAGUCUAGUAAUCAUAGCUGGAAUCAGAGGUGCUCUUCCACCCGAGCUGAAGAUACUCUUUGGCCUUCUUGCUGUCCCGGAUGAGGUGGUGGUCACCUUAGUAGAGCUAUGGCAGACAAAUGAUAUUAACCAUUACUAUGGAGUGGGUACAUACAAUCACUGGACUGGGGAUGCCAAGAGACACGGCUACAACAGAUAUGCCCAAAGCGCUGCGAAAUCUGCGGGUCAACAAUGGCUGAACGACACUCGAUUCCCGGACUUAGUCCAGGAUGGUACCAUGUUAAAGAAACCUAUGAUGAGUGAUGCGCAAAAAGCCAUGUUCAAUUGGAGCGGGAUAGCUGUGGAAUGGGCAAGACAUCGAUGCUGGAAGAGGAGAGCCAAGACCAGCUGUGGAUUGCCAUCAGGAGCGUGA
Messenger RNA from Drepanopeziza brunnea f. sp. 'multigermtubi' MB_m1, 1008 nucleotides. RefSeq lists its product as uncharacterized. The record is from RefSeq and is a predicted model, not a curated record. NCBI's taxonomy places the organism in Eukaryota, Fungi, Ascomycota, Leotiomycetes, Helotiales, Drepanopezizaceae.